Entrophospora sp. SA101 is the source of this 615-nucleotide messenger RNA. The record is from the annotation of a GenBank genome assembly. NCBI's taxonomy places the organism in Eukaryota, Fungi, Glomeromycota, Glomeromycetes, Entrophosporales, Entrophosporaceae.
AUGGAGAAGGUUGCUGGAAAUGUCCUUCUUGAUGGCUCAGUGCUACCACUGCCACCAUCACUACCAGAUUUUACUUCUAUGAGUAACAUUGCAACCCAACAUAAUUUUUGCCCUCAGGAAAAUUCGUUAAGGACAUUUGCUGAAAAUAUAUCUCAACAUGCAGAAAUCUUAAAAAAUAUGAAAGACUAUGAAGAAAUUCUCAAAGUUUCCGAGUUGGUGGGAGUCCAUUAUAAAGGAAUAGAUCUUGGUGAGUGGGAAUUUGCUGCCGAAGCAACUCCAGCUAAAGCAAUUGGAGGCCGUUGUCGCUCAGCUGGAAUCAACCAAUCAAUUUUAAAUAUCCUUUUGAGCAGAAAGUUGACUGAUGAGCAAUUACCAACAAAAUUGGCUCACAUCGGGGAAUUAAAAUCCACAAUAAAGAUUUUUAACUAUGCAAUGGAAAUAUAUGAAAAAGUCAAUAAAAUGUUUUAUGAACUGGACCAUGGGCAUAACUUACUUAAGGAUAUCUUCAAAGUUGAUGAUUACAAUGCAAAUCAACAUUCCAUGGUGACACCAAAGAAUAAAUCUCAAGUAUUAACCGUGAUUGAAGAAAUGAAAAGUAAAGCAGGAAAACAUUGA